UGUGAGUUUCAGUGGGUAUUGGAUUUGUCCUCUGCCAGGAAAAACACAUCUUGCCAAUUAUCGAGUUGACGUAAAUUGCUAGAUCAGCUUGAAGACUACAUAUUAAUAACAAGUUAGACAUUAUUUUGUCAGUGUUAGGUACACGAGCAACAAACUAACAUGGAAUUAACGAAAUAUAUUGCAGUUCUCCUGCUCAUAACAGUUACUGAAAUUACUGCAACAAAGGAUCAAAAUGCAGAGGGGACUGACUCGACGAACAAACAAAACUUUAAUCCAUUAGCGAGUUUAGUACUAAACCAAAACAGCUCAGAGUCAACAAAAGAUUUGGUACGAGUGAAGCGCCAGUACUAUCCAGAUCCUUAUUAUUACGGAAGAGGGCCAUAUUACCCAAUACCAAUCCCAAUAUUUGUGGGCGGCGGCUUCGGAUUUGGAGGGUUUGGCAGAGGAUUUGGUGGACGGGGUAUCGGCGGACGAGGGUUCGGUGGCAGAGGGUUUGGCGGAAGGGGGUUUGGAGGGAGAGGGGGAUUUGGUGGUGGUCGAGGGGGUGGUGGACGGGGUUAA
This is a messenger RNA of Cydia amplana, 561 nucleotides long. Its product is annotated as H/ACA ribonucleoprotein complex subunit 1-like. The transcript has 3 exons. The coding region runs from base 160 to 561 and encodes 133 amino acids. The record is from RefSeq and is a predicted model, not a curated record. Lineage: Eukaryota; Metazoa; Arthropoda; Insecta; Lepidoptera; Tortricidae.